UUUAGUCCGUUUUCCGGACAGUUUAUAUGCUUUACUUUACUGCACAUCCGAUAAAUAAAAUGUAAAUACUGUUGCUGUUAACUGUAACAUUGAAAAUUGAUAGCGUUUUAACUACUGAACUGUAAUAUAAAUCAAGUGCACUCCCACAAGUGGUAAUUUGAUUUUCUGUGUUUUGGUCACGUAGUUGGUUGUUCACUUUAACUGAGCGUAUUUCUCGAAAAGAUGAGUUUCACAUGCGAAUCAAUAAUGCAAGCAGUCGCUCCAGAGGGCACUGAGUCAAGAUCACGAUCGAAAGUUACUGUGGUUGGUGUCGGAGCAGUUGGAAUGGCAGCUGCUUUUUCUCUAAUGCAUGUCGUCGGAGAGAUUGCCCUCAUUGAUGUAGUUGCAGAUAAGGUCAAAGGUGAGGUUUUAGAUCUUCAGCAUGGUCAGCAGUUCUUACGGAGAUGCAAAGUAAAUGGAGGGACAGAUUACAAAUUCUCUGAAAACUCAGAUAUUGUUGUAAUUACAGCUGGAGCGAGACAGAACGAAGGAGAAUCAAGAUUAAAUCUAGUGCAGCGCAACGUGGAAAUCUUCAAGUUCAUUAUCCCGAACGUUAUCAAGUACAGCCCGAAUUGUAUAAUCGUGGUCGUUUCAAAUCCUGUUGACGUCUUAACGUACGUGGCACAUAAGCUGAGUGGAUUCCCAGCACAUAGAGUGAUUGGAACUGGAACAAUGCUUGACUCAGCCAGAUUCAGGUUUCUUUUAGGUGAGAAACUAGGUGUUUCUGCCAAUUCAGUUCAUGGUUACGUAAUUGGUGAACAUGGUGACUCCAGUGUCCCUGUUUGGAGUAAUGUCAAUGUUGGUGGAGUUCGCUUAUCAUCUGUAAACCCGGCUAUAGGAACCGACAAAGAUGCCGAAAAAUUCGAUGAGAUUCACAAACGAGUGGUACAAAGUGCUUAUGAUAUUAUACGUCUUAAGGGCUACACUUCGUGGGCCAUAGGGCUCACUUGUCAGUCACUAUGCAACUCAAUUUUGAAUAAUCUUCAUACAGUGUAUCCCCUUUCUGUUCCUGUUAAAGGCAUUCAUGGUAUAACUGAGGACAUCUAUCUGAGUCUCCCAUGUCUUGUCACUUCAGCAGGCAUCAGCCAUGUGAUUCAACAACAACUUAGUCCUUCUGAGCUCGAGAAACUUAGACGCAGUGCCGCCACAUUGAGUGAAGUGAUCAAAGGUAUCAAAUGGUAAUACAACUUAUUCACGGGUAAAUAUAAAACGGUUUUUGCCAUCAACUUUAAUUUAAAAACAAGUUUAUUCUCUACUUCUGUACUUGUUGCUUUAAACACAAAAUAAUAUUUAGCUGUGCUUAUCUGUGUAUUCCCAAGUUAGUUGUCUAAUCUUCAGUUUGAGCCUUGGUAAUAAAUUUAUGUGCUUAUUUGCUUUUAUUCUGAAUAUGCUGAGACGGUGUUUCGGUAAAAGAUGCGAGAUCAUUUUGGUACUUUAGUGCGUU
Messenger RNA from Trichobilharzia regenti, 1483 nucleotides. The record is from the annotation of a GenBank genome assembly. Lineage: Eukaryota; Metazoa; Platyhelminthes; Trematoda; Strigeidida; Schistosomatidae.